Messenger RNA from Ricinus communis (castor bean), 2835 nucleotides. RefSeq lists its product as uncharacterized. The coding region runs from base 304 to 2367 and encodes 687 amino acids. Lineage: Eukaryota; Viridiplantae; Streptophyta; Magnoliopsida; Malpighiales; Euphorbiaceae. The record is from RefSeq and is a predicted model, not a curated record. Gene Ontology annotation, biological process: regulation of DNA-templated transcription. The transcript has 13 exons. Gene Ontology annotation, cellular component: nucleus.
UGUGGCUCCAAACUUCAAUUUGAUUAUUAGAAGAAAGAAACCGAAACCCUAAAAAUUAAGCUGGCGCUUAAUUUACCCUCCAAAAAACUCGAAAAUUCCGGGAACCAACCAAAAAUUUUCACUUUCUCAAAUCUAUCCCGCCACUACAGUGAGAGAGGGAAAAACAAAAUUCAAAAGAAUUGAAUCCAAGAAACACAAAAUAAGCUUUCUCCACCAGUCUUUCUCUCUCUCCUUGCCUGACACACUCAAGAUCGGACAAUCUGUUUCCUUUCAGGUUCUUGAAACAUUUUCGAAAUAACUGUCAUGGCGGUUGCUACUUCGUCUUCAGGUCAAGAUUUGGAAUGUGAAGUUGUCGUUGAUGGUCAAGUGAAGAAGGAGAAUAAGAAGAGUCGGUCUAAGUGCCCUGGUGUUCGUGUUAUACAUGGCAGAAUUUACGAUUCUGAUAAUGGCAAGACUUGUCAUCAAUGCCGGCAAAAAACAAGAGAUUUUGCAGCUGAGUGCAAGAUUCUGAAAGGCAACAAGCAGUGUACCAUUAAAUACUGCCAUAAAUGCCUAAUGAACAGAUAUGGAGAGAAAGCUGAAGAGGUAGCACUAUUGGAUAACUGGACAUGUCCUAAGUGUAGGGGCAUUUGCAAUUGCAGCUUCUGUAUGAAGAAAAGAGGUCAUAAGCCUACUGGUAUACUUGUGCAUACAGCCAAGGAAAAUGGGUUUUCCUCUGUCUCAGAAUUGCUGCAGAUUAAAGGUCCUGAAAAUUUUGCUUGUGAUAGGUUUCCAAACAAUACAGGUGCUUCAUUGAAUAAACCUGCUUCUGCAAAGGAGUCUAUAAUUGCUUCACCAAGGAAACUGGGGAAGGAAAAUUCUUUGGAUGGAAAAUGUGAUUCACAUUCCCCGAAGUCAUCACCAGUCUCUAACAAGAAGAAACAUAAGAAAGCAAAAAGCGAAGGAUUACAUGAUGUUAAUAGUCUAAGGGAUAGUAGUCGAAAGAAACCCAGAUUUACUGAGGAAGUUUUGACGAAUAAAAUGAAAAUAAAUGGGAAGGAUGAAGAUUCUUUGGUAAAAACAUGCAAGUCUAAGACAGAGUUUAAGGACAUUCCUAAGAAAGAAGUAAAGAAAAAUGACAAGGUUGAAGGUGUCAUUGCUGUUGGAAAGAAGUUUAAGAAACAGUCUCAAGAUGUUUCAAAGAAAGAAGUAAUAAAUGUAAAGGCUGAAAGUGAGAAUGAGAAUUUUCAGCCACAAAUAUCAAGGAAUGUUGUUUGUUUGAUUGCAAAUGAAAAAAGGGAUACUGGGAAUUGCAAAAGUAUAGGUGUUCCAGGUGGUGUUAAAUGCAAUGUUGACAAGGGUACUAUAGAGCUUCAGAGCAAACAAACUGAAGAUGACAUUCAGUUGCCUUCAGGAACCUGCUUAACUAAUGUAGCAGGGAUUGAGUUACCUCAUGAAGAUGCUGGGCAUGCCUUGCAAUUCUUUGAGUUCUGUGCUGCUUUUGCUGAGGUUCUUGAUCUCAGGAAAGGGCAAGCUGAAGCUGUGAUUAGAGAAAUAAUAUUUGGCCGAAAAGCGCGCCGGUCACACAGCUCGUUACUAGUGCAGUUUCAAAUCAAAUUAUUGUCCCUGAUACUAGAGGAUAUGGGAGAAGAGUCUCCAACUCUAAGCACAGCAAAUGGGCAAACUUCAUGGUUAAAAGCUUUUGGGAAAUGUGUCUCUGACAGAAAAUUCAUGUCAAAAGAAUUCCCCUCUGAUUGUUUUGAUAGGGGUAAUGAAAGAUAUGAUAUGUUGAACACCUCAGAAAAGUUUAAACUGUUGAACUUUCUAUGCGAUGAGGCUCUUAAUACCAAAGAUUUGAGGAGUUGGAUUGAUGAUCGAAAUUCUAAAUUUGUUGAAAAGGAGAAGGAAGCAAAAGAAAAAGUUCUUGCAGCGAAGGAUAAGGAGAAAAAUUUGAAACAGAAGGUACACGAUGAGGUGGCUAAAGCCAUUAUUGCAAAAAGUGGUGCUCCCUUCUCUGUUUCUGAGCAUGAAGCGAUAGUAUCACAAAUAAAAAAAGAAGCUGCUCAAGCUCAUGUGGAAAUGAUGGCAGCCGUGGGAAUGGUACCCAAAAAGAGACAAAGAUCUGAUGCUGUUAGAACAGAUCCUAUCCUUUUGGAUGUCAAUGGCCAUGCCUUCUGGAGACUGAAAGGAUAUAAUGGCCAAUCAGAUAUUUUGCUUCAAGAUAUGGGAAAUUGGACUGUAGCUGCACCUGAGGAGAAAUGGUUUGUCUAUGAUGCUGAACAGAAACAAGGAGUUGAGAAAUACAUCUCUUCCUUAAGGACAAAAAGACUUAGGGCUCAAAAAGUUGCUGGACGCCCAUCAUAUGCAGACUCUGAAACAAAUUUAUAGCAUGGAUUUUGCGACGAUUUGCCAAUUUUUGUGUGUAAAAUUGAGUGCCUAUCUUGUUCCCAUGUUGAAACAGAUGAUGAAGAAAAUUCAGAGAUUUUUUGCUGCUACAUGAUUGACAAUGGCAAUGGGAAUGGCAUCAUGCAAUUCGGUUUGGUCCCCAUAUUAGUGGAAAUUUUGUUCAGAAUUUCGUUGUUGUAUGUUGUAGGAGAUUGUAAGCUUUUGUCACCUUUUUUUUGAAUACCUGUCUGUUCACAUUGUGGCUGAACUUCUUACCUGUAAAGGUUAUCAUUACUGGUUUACAUAUAUAACCCAUUGUUCGGGGAAACAAUUUGGAUACAAUGUUUCCCUUGGCCUCUUUUCUAGUGAAGCCUAUUUUGCUUAGAUAGAUUGUAAAAGAGUUGUAGCAGAAACAAGCAAGUAAACCUGUGUCACGUCCGCGCUGUUUAUAUUUAUAUUUAUAUUAUUAUU